AUGAUACUAUCCUUUUUUUUCUUCACAUUCACAAAAGCAACAUUUUAUGGUGACACUGGCUAUGUAUUGUGGAACGUGCAGGGUAACUUAAUUUGCCCAGGUUAUUACAAAGAGCGUACAUUUGGCUUUGCUAAACCUUUUGACAAAGUUCCAAAAUUGAUUUUCACAAUGGAAGAAUAUGAAUCUUCUCCUAAUAAUCUCGGAGUUAAUUUUUAAUUAGUAAGCUUGUUUAAUAAUCGUAAUUACUCUAUAAUAAUUCAUAGAGUUUAAUGCAGGGAUCUCUUGCAGUGGUCCAACCUUAUACGCUUUCGGAUUCAGAUGGGUAGCUAUAGAUAGUGAUGAAUUAUUUGUAGUUAACGCAUUUUAUACAACUCCAGCUCAUUUUCUAACAUAUCCUCAUUCAGCACCAAAUGCAGAUGCUGCUUUCGUAAGUCUUUUUUAUUUUGGAUAUACAGGUGAAGUGAACUUUUAGAUCCAAGUAUUUAUUAUAAGUAUUGAAGGUUAUUGAACUGAACUCAACACAUGUUAAAGUUGGAAUCGAUAACAUAACUAAUUUAAGAACUUUAGGAUUUUAAAUUAUAUUGUAUCCAAUAGCAAUGGUAAAAAUAAUGGAUACAAUUAAUGCUACGUCUUCUUUUACUAGUCCUUCUUAUGAACUCUCACCAAAGUCCUUUUUCAUAAUGCCCUUCCAAGGCUUUUUCCAUAUCCCUGGUACAGAACAUGUAAAAAUUAAACAUACAAGAACUCAAACAUUAACAGAUAUUUCUUAUACAUCUGAUUCUCAAGAUAGUAUUUAUUACUUGAAUAAUACUCAUUUGGCACUUUGGAUCAUCAUUAACCCUCUGCCUGCAGAAUGCACUACGAUUAGAAUAACCUAAAUAAAGGAUUUAAAAGCGAGUACCAGACCAACCAUAUAAGUUUCUGUGCCUGAGCUAAAUUUGGUUUAUGGUUCUGUUGGCUAGUGCAACCUUAAAUUGACAGCCUCUCAGGUAGUAAUAAACAUUUAAGUGUAUGCGAAAUGUUUUCAAAAUAAAAAGUAUGUAAGUUAAUUCAAUAAGUGCAACUCUUGUUUAAGUAAAAGAUAUAUGAAUUUUACUCAUAAUUGUUAUGGUGCAAUUAAUACUCUUAUUUACACAGCUAGACUUUCUUAAACUAUGCUGACUAGUCAACAAUUAGUAUUGUAUUUAUAGAAUACUAGCGUAAAAAUAACUUGGUUACUACAAACCUCUGUAAUUGAAGAAACAACCAUUUUGCAAGUUUAAUAAUAAACUAUUUGA
Molecule: messenger RNA, 1277 nt
Organism: Paramecium octaurelia
Lineage: Eukaryota; Ciliophora; Oligohymenophorea; Peniculida; Parameciidae
Source: the annotation of a GenBank genome assembly